Molecule: messenger RNA, 2364 nt
Organism: Colletotrichum graminicola M1.001
Lineage: Eukaryota; Fungi; Ascomycota; Sordariomycetes; Glomerellales; Glomerellaceae
Exons: 4
Coding region: 1-2364 (787 amino acids)
Biological process (GO): post-transcriptional regulation of gene expression
Cellular component (GO): cytoplasm
Molecular function (GO): mRNA 3'-UTR binding
Source: RefSeq, a predicted model, not a curated record
AUGUCCACACCUCCCUCUACGGGUGUCAUCCCCCAGCGAAGCUCUCCGGGAUUUCAGGAGACUCGCCUCCAGGAGAACAGCAAGCAGUCUCCCGAGGUAGCUGCCAAGGAUGUCCCAGCCUUCAAGCAGAAGCCGACCAUUGUAACUCUUGGUACCUCCAAGCUUGUCAAUCAGAAUGCUCUUAAGGUUGGUUCUUCCACUCGCAAUCUGCCCUCUCGCUCACAGCGACGACAGAAGAAGACCAAUCAGGAGUCGGCUACUGUUGCUGGCACGAACCCUAUGGACAUGCUGCUCGCCAAGUUGUCGGAGCAGCAAGCCGCCCUCGACCAGCAGAAUGAGGCCUUGAAGAGCUCGGAUGACAAGAGCUUGUACACGCGCGGUUUCGACCAGUCUACCGCAACGACCAAUUCCGUUCCCAUCACUCCCGCGACGGACACGUUCCCCACGACUGCCCCUGCAACCCGCCCAGCCAGUGCCACCCUUAAGGAGAAUCACGGUAACAUGGAAGAGGUUCUCCGACUCAAGCUGGAGCUUGCUCGAGCUCAGACCAAAAUUUCUCGUCUCGACCACGAACUUGCGCAGUCACGCUCCAUCAAGCAAGAAGACAUUCCAAUCCCUCAGACGUCAGCCCGCUCCGGCAUGUUCGGGGCCGAGAACCCUUGGAGCCCGAACGAUGACAGCUCCUCAGAUGUUGGCGCCCCUUCUGUCGGCGGGUACGGCCGUUCUCGCCCUGCCUGGGCUAGCCACAGAGGCCCCCCUCCCUUUUCCAAUCAUGUCAUGCCCACACCCUCAUCCGAUUCACAGUCAGUUGGAGGUGAUUGGUACGGAGGUGGCCGUGGUGGUUUCAACCAGGGCUACAUGGAUCCUGUUGGCCCCUACUCCAUGGCGGACGGUCACCGAGGUGAUCGCACAAGCUAUGACACUGAGGUUUUCUCACGGCCCCCUAGCAGUCGCCGGAACAACCGGUUCGAUAACAGUCGAUGGCCCUCCCCUCAACCGUACGGCGGAUCCAACAUUAGUGGUCAGAACUAUGCCGGCUUCACACCUUCCCCUGCUCCGUUCGAGGCCAUGAGCGGAGGCCCGGGCAGCACCACCGGCAAUAUUGGUUCUGGCAUGUACCAAAGCUAUAAUCAGCAGCCCAUUGGCAGUCAACUCUCGCCUCACGCAACCGAAUUCACCACUACUGAUGGAUGGAAGACGGAGUCUAUCGCCACCGAGGGCCAGACAUACCUCCCAACUACUGAACCUCUCAACUACCGUCGGCUGUUGGACCGCAAUGUCAACUGUAACUGGAAGUACAUUGUGGACAAAAUUGUCUGCAACAACGACCAGCAGGCGUCUAUCUUUCUACAGCAAAAGCUUAAGGUCGGCACCCCAGACCAGAAGUACGAGAUCGUCGAGGCCAUUGUCGCUCAAGCAUACCCUCUCAUGGUCAACCGCUUCGGCAACUUCCUCGUUCAACGUUGCUUCGAGCAUGGGACCCCGGAGCAGGUGGUCAAGAUCGCUGAGGCCAUUCGCGGCAAUACUCUCAACCUUUCCAUGGACCCUUUCGGAUGUCAUGUUGUGCAAAAGGCAUUUGACUCUGUCCCCGAGGACUACAAGAGUAUCAUGGUUCAAGAACUCCUUCGCCGAAUUCCCGAGACCGUCAUUCACCGCUAUGCUUGCCACGUCUGGCAAAAGCUUUUCGAGCUUCGCUGGUCCGAGUCCCCUCCUCAGAUCAUGAAGUUUGUCAACGAUGCCCUGCGAGGCAUGUGGCACGAAGUCGCCUUGGGUGAGACUGGCAGCUUGGUUGUCCAGAACAUCUUUGAGAAUUGCCUUGAGGAAGACAAGCGUCCUUGCAUCGAGGAGGUCCUUGCCAACAUCGACAUUGUGGCCCAUGGUCAAUUCGGAAACUGGUGUAUUCAGCACAUUUGCGAACAUGGCGCGCCGGCUGACCGCAGCCGUGCCAUUGACCAUGUCAUUCGCUACGCUGCCGAGUACAGCACCGACCAGUAUGCCUCAAAGGUUGUCGAGAAGUGCCUCAAGAUUGGUGGAGGAGAAUUUCUCAGCCGUUACCUCGACCGAGUCUGCGAGGGACGACUUGACCGCCCUCGUAUCCCUCUUGUCGACAUUGCCAGUGAUCAGUACGGUAAUUACCUUAUUCAGUACAUCCUCACCCAUUCCGGCAUGCAGCAUCGCGAGGUGGUUGCUGCCCACAUACGCAAGCACAUGGUGUCCCUUCGGGGAUCCAAGUUCGGCUCCCGUGUUGGUAUGCUUUGCACUAACCCAGCCGUCGCGACUCGUCCUGGUCCUGGAGUUGGUCCUAGCAUGAACCGGAUGGGCGCUGGUCCUCGCUAUGGUGGUCCUGGUGGCGGCUACCGUUAA